AUGAACCUGUCCUCCAUAGUUGUAGAUCAUCUGCUGCCUGUGCAGCUGUGCAUCAUGACCAUCCUCUCCUUUUUCAACAGACUCUUGGACAAACUCUACUCCUGGAGAGUGUGCACAGGACCAGGCACUGAAACAGGAGUCAGCAAAAGAAGUCCAAAUGCAGUUACUCCGACCAGCGUCAACUACCAUUAUACACGCAAGUGUAACUACAAGUGUGGCUUUUGUUUCCACACUGCAAAGACAUCCUUUGUACUGCCUCUGGAGGAAGCAAAGAGGGGCCUUAAACUCCUGAGGGAUUCAGGAAUGGAAAAGAUCAACUUCUCUGGUGGAGAACCAUUCUUGCAUGAAAAGGGCGACUAUCUUGGAAAAUUGGUCCAAUACUGCAAACAAGAGCUACAACUUCCAAGUGUCAGCAUUGUCAGCAAUGGUAGCAUGAUCAAAGAAACGUGGUUCCAAAAAUAUGGCAGCCAUCUUGACAUCCUGGCCAUAUCCUGUGACAGUUUUGAUGAAGCGACCAACCAGCUGAUUGGCCGAGCUCAAGGCAAGAAGAGCCACCUGAACUGUCUGUACAACAUCCGGAACUGGUGCCAGAAGUAUAAAGUGGCCUUCAAAAUCAACUCAGUUAUCAACACCUUCAACGUGGACGAGAACAUGGCAGAGCCCAUUGUUCAGCUCAGCCCGGUCCGAUGGAAGGUCUUCCAGUGUCUGCUGAUUGAUGGUGAAAAUGUGGGCGAGAAAGCCCUGAGAGAGGCUGAGAGGUUCACCAUCAGCGACCAACAGUUUCAGGAGUUUCUGGACAUACACAGCAGUGUCUCCUGCUUGGUUCCUGAGUCCAAUGAGAAGAUGAGGAAUUCUUACUUGAUCUUGGAUGAAUACAUGCGUUUCUUGGACUGUCGAGAGGGUCGAAAAGACCCGUCUAAGUCCAUCCUCGAUGUCGGCGUGGAAGAGGCCAUCACUUUCAGUGGCUUUGAUGAGAAAAUGUUUCUAAAAAGGGGAGGAAAGUAUGUGUGGAGCAAAGCAGACAUGAAGUUGGAGUGGUAACAUUGUACGAUACCCAAACUUGAUACACUGUACAUAAAAAACUUUAUGUUGUUUUUGUCAAAAACGUUUUUUUUGCUGUUAAUAUCAGGGUGUCCUGAUUCAUUAUUAAUAUCGGAAAUUGGUCCGAUAUCAGCAUAAAAAAAGGGGUUACAGCAUUAAGUAGUUCUGCAGUGCAGAGCUAAAGAGCCAGCUAAAAGCUAACGGAUCUCCACAAGGUUGGUCUUUUCUUUUAUUUAGUGAAAUCAUUUAUAAAAUGUUUUAAAAAAAAAUGGUAGGCCAUGGGCUACAUAGAGCUAGCAACUACCCAACAGCCAAGCACACAAUAGCAAUAAUCUAUAUAUAAGUAAUGAGUGUCCUAAUAAUUAUAAGCAAUAAUUAUACCUGCAUAUUUAUUACAGAUACAAAGUCUCCAAAGCAUCCAUUAACAACAUUCCACUUACUGCUUUCCAGGCUUUACGUCAUGAUUUAUUGUGGCCAAUAUGUGGUGCCAAAAAAGCAAUGACCACUCCACUUCAAUUUAAAGACAUCAUAAAUCCAUUCCAGAGAUUUAAUACAAAUAGGUUAGUGUUUUUCGUAUCUACCAUUGUUCUCUGAGUAAUUUCACUUGAUUAAACCUUUUCUAACAUUCCAAACUACAAAAUAAUAAAAGUAUGGAUGAUUUGUUAUGAUCUAUUUAAAUCAAUAUUGGUAUCUGUCAGUACUAAAAAAUCCAAUUUGUAUCAGAAGUGAAAAAGUUUGGAACACCUUUAGUUGUUAUAUUCGUUAUGUCGACAUCAGAAUUCAGAACCACUGUACGUAGUGAUGAGAAGCUCAUACUGUAUUGUGAAAUUUCCUAAUGUUAUUGAUCGCACCGAACAGCACAUAUUUUCCCUAGAAGACUGGAAAAAGAAAAAAAAAACUAUCAAGGUGUCUACCUAUUAUUGUUGUUUUUUAUGAAGAAAGUAGGGCUUAAAGAUGCUUGAAGUUUUGCAGACAAGGUAGUUGAUACAGUACUACAGGUUUUGGUAUCGAUCCGAUACCAAGUAAGUAUUGGCCAACACCAAUACUUUGAUGUCAGCCGGACAUUUUCAAGAUCAUUGAAAUAUUGUGUAAUUGUUUUACUUUAAUUUGUUGAUCAUAGUUAUAAUGAAAAUAAAACACUGGACAAAGAUUUUAGGCAAGUAAAAACAUAUUUGUAACAAAUCAACAAACUUCUGUAUGAACUAGUGCUAUCGAAUGAUUACAUUUUAAAAUCGGAUUAAUCACACUUUUGAAUUUGGAUUAAUCAUGAUUACUCGCAGGUUACAUAACAAUACACAUUACAUAAAGUAAUACAUCGCUUGCAUAAUUUAAAUUAACUUAAAGAAAAAAAACAAUAUUUGGACAUUAAAGCUAUUUUAUUGUCAGAAUGUCAUACAGGAACAUUUUUAAGAUGUUUUAAUUGAUUGCACGUCAUUUAUUCAAAACUUGAUAACAAUUACAGCUAAAGUCCCAUUGAGGUUUAUUUUGAAGGAAAAUUUGCUACCGAGCACAUCAGUCGGAGUCUUCUCACUUAUCUUUGCACUGGUGUAUGAAUUGACCUGAUCACUGACCAUAUAACAACCCAACCACCUUUAAUGUAACCAUCCAUGGUUAAGGUAAAGGAGUAUUUGCAAACAAAAUAAAUUGUAAUCUGCGUGUAUACAUUAUUAAUGAGAUCAUUUUUGUGGUUUAUUUAAAGUUAUCUUAUUUUUAACAGUUACAGUAUAAAUAAUUGGGGAUAUGAAAAUAUUUCAUACAAUAUAAGAUUAUGUAACAAUAUCAACACAAAUCAUGCAAUUACUUCAUUUUAUUAUUUGAGCAAAAGUUACUAUUGGCUCUCAGUUAACCCUUACAGCAGUGGUUUUUGAACUAGUACUAGUACCACCUCACAAAACACAUGGCUUUCCAAGUGUCACCAUUAUGAUCAACAUUAAAAUACAAGACAAUAAUUUAAGGCAUGGGUUCUUAUCCUUUUUGAUACCAGGGUCCACCUUUUCCACUACAGAGGGACCACUCAAAUAUUAACACUAAAUUAGUAAUCUUGAUUUUAAUCAUAUUCAGUAUUGAUAUCUAACCUACUUAUAGUUUGUCAAAUGAUAUGAAACCAUGUGUUAAUCACCAAAUAUUAUUUAUUUAACACAUAAACCUUAAGCUUAAGUGAGGCUGAUUAGAAACAUAAGUACCAACCAAAUAUAUUGCAUGAGAAGGGACUCAUUUUUAAUUGGCGAAAAAUACAUUUACAUAAAUUUACAAACAAUUAUGUUGUGCUAAAAUAAAUAAAUUACUGGUAAAUUGAUAAUUAAAAAUAUUUUUUAAUAAAUAGUGUUAUAGCUUCACCUUUAUUGUUAGUUUUUAAGCCAAAAUGCGUCUGUUCUCUCUUUUCUGUCGACACACUGUGUCUGCUUUAACAUGCUCCUCUGCACUGCUUGUAAAGCCAGCAAUGUCCCAACGUGAUUAAAGCGCGCUGUCAUGCCUGUUAAAAAAAAAGAAAUGGGAACCGGUAUUUUUCAAACGGAGUACCGUUUUUGAUUCAUUAGUACUGCGGUACUUUAAUAGUACUAGUAUACCGUACAACGCUACUCCAGACUGUGGCCCUCUCAAUAGGAGCCGAGUCUAUAAUCGAUUUUUUUUUUACUCAUCCUUCCCCAGCGUCUAUCUUUUUCCCACCUUUUACGGGGCGCCGUAUGUGGCAACCCGUCAGCGUUCCUGUUCUGUAACCCUGAACAAUGUUUGCCUAAUCUUGAAUGGGUUUGUGCUGAAAAUGAAAUUUUGUUGUACUUGUGCAAUGGCAAUAAAGAUCCAUCCUUCCA
Messenger RNA from Entelurus aequoreus (snake pipefish), 3851 nucleotides. It is a transcript of the gene rsad2, whose product is annotated as radical S-adenosyl methionine domain containing 2. Gene Ontology annotation, molecular function: 4 iron, 4 sulfur cluster binding; catalytic activity. Gene Ontology annotation, biological process: defense response to virus; positive regulation of immune response. Gene Ontology annotation, cellular component: lipid droplet; endoplasmic reticulum membrane; endoplasmic reticulum. The coding region runs from base 1 to 1041 and encodes 346 amino acids. The transcript has 6 exons. The record is from RefSeq and is a predicted model, not a curated record. Lineage: Eukaryota; Metazoa; Chordata; Actinopteri; Syngnathiformes; Syngnathidae.